AUGCAUGUGGCGGAUAACUGUGCCAAGAGCGUUGCCGGCCGGCGGCGCUUGAUCGGUACCAUCGCCGUGGGCCAUCAUCGCAUUCGCCUCCCAUUGCCCCUCCAAGUUCGACAUUAUGCGCGCUUCACCGAAGAUGUCUCGCUCGAACAUGUACCACUCGAACAUGCACCGCUCGAACAUGCACCGCUCGAACAUGUCGCCGCCGAACUCAUGCCCAAAGCACAAAAACAGAACAUACCCACGAAAGACAAACCGUGUCGUUUUGCUUGCCCCGUUCCUACCUGCGAAUAUGCGACAAAAGGGUUCACCAGGAGGCCCAACCUCAGAAGACACAUCGAGCGAGUGCACCAGAACGAAAGGGCAUUUCCCCUUAAGGACUUGCUCGCGGAUAUAGACGACAACCCAAGAUUAGUGUAUCCAGACCUCGAAGCGUUGAAAAGCGAAAAGCUUUCAAAACAGCGUUCCGGCCGCAAGAAGGUUGUUGAACCGGAAGCGCAACCUCUUCCCGAGACAGAUGCCGAACCAUCACCCAAAGCAGCGCCCUUGCCAAAGGAGGAUUCCACCACUGCAUCAACUCUUGGAAAGCUCCUCGGCGCCUUGGACAACGAAACGCCCAUCAAGCGGCGGGGCAGGCCCAAAAAAGUCCGCGACGCCGAACCGUCCCCCGAAGCUGAGCAAGAGUCACAGCCCGCUACCUCGGAAGAACAACCAAAACCAGCCCGCAGACGCGGCGGCCGCCCAGCUGGAUCAAAAAACAAACCCAAAGACCCCGCGAAACCCCCCAAAGAAAAAAGAGCAUACGUCAGACGCUCCGUCAGAUAUGAUCAUCCCCAACCGGAAGUCACUUUCAAGGCUGACUGCGUCAACACGACAUACCUCUACGAUGCGCUCCUUGACACGGGGAUGUGGGGUCGGCGCAACACCGCGGCCGCGAAGCAGAGGAGGCUAGAAAUGAGGAAACACGCUGACGUGAAGAGGGUGAAUAUCCUCUCGGAAAAGCUCUGCGAUGAUGUGUUGGGGUAUAUGAAGCCUGGUCUGCUCGAGAGGCAUAAGGGGUGUGACAUUAUUGACAUCAACCCUGGGGCGGGUUUGUGGAGCAGAAAGCUGAAUGAUUUGCUGCAGCCUAGAAAGCAUGUGCUCGUGGAGGAGGACUACAAGGUUUACGAACCGUUUCUGAAGCCGUUGGUAGAGAGGGAAGGGGUCGAGGUGUUGGAGGUUGCGUGGGCGCUUUGGGCAUCGUUGUUUGAUGCGCUGGAGGAGAAGGGUGCGUUGGCGGCGCACCCGGUGCGGAACUAUCAGCCUGAUGAGACGCCGGAGAGGAACGACUCGUUGCUUGUGGUGAUGAACAUGAUGACUCUCGACAAGAAGAGGGUGGGGGGGAGGAGGAUGGGGAGCAUGACGGCCAUGAUUUUGUAUCAGUUGAUCAAUUCGGUGAGGCUGCAGGGGUUGUUUCAGAAGUAUGGGUUGGUGAGGAUGCUGAUUUGGGUGGAUGAACAUGAGAAGGCGCAGUAUUUACCCAAGACGAUCCAGAGGAGGAAGGCGGGGGCCAUACAGGCUGAGCUCUCGCUAGAUUGGGUCACCGAGGUGGCGGGAGUCGAACACCCGAAUGGUGGCAAGAACUAUAUCUACAGGAGGGACAAGCACAUCGACAUGGAGGGUAUGGGCCAGGUUCUGGAGAGGAUGAGAAAGGCGGGUCUCAAGGUGCCGGAAGGGCGAGAGACGGCGCUGUUGAAGAGCUGUUUGGAGCUGGAAAAGGAGGGAAAGUCAGUUAAGGCUGGAGAGCAGAAGCCGGCGCUCGCGGCAAGAUAUGAGCUGGGAGAGGAAGAGUGGGAGAAAUUGAAGGAGACCAAAUCGAAGGCGGGCACAUGGACAACGAGAGACAACGACCACCUGCACCGGAAUACGUGGUUAAAGACGCAGACGGAAAAGAAGCAAGAAUUCCUGUACGAGUUGUUGAUUAAGCUGGACGAGCUGACGAAACUGAAGCUCCAAGUUCUGGAAGAGGAGAAGGAGGGCAAGCUGGCGAAUGCUGCUCAAAAGAAGUUUGAUAAACUCGAGGCCGAAAUGAAGGAGCAGUGGGAAAGCAUCGACCCGAUCUCGAGAAGCAAGUUUUUGGUUGCGCGAGACAACUUGAGGGCUUUCAAGCAGCCGCCGGAGCUAGGACCUGUGCUCAUGUGGGACCGUCGGCAGUUUGAGCCGCUGGUGGUGCAGCCGGAGGAGUUCUUGCCAGCGUGUGACGGGGCUUUGUUGGACAUUCAACCCAGGGCGAUGGAGCCGACCUUGCGAGCCAAAUGCGAGCAUGGGUCGAAGAUGUUUGACCAGAUGGACCUUAUCAUCCGGAGUCUGUAUCUACAAGCCUCUGCGCCAAUAUCACAGGCGGUGGAGGGUCUGUGGCCUGGCUCAGGGCAGGGCGUGGCGGAAAAGAUGAGGAGCCUCCGCGAUCCUGCCCUGGGAGGGACGCCGGUCAAGGGCCCUAUAGGUGAGCUUGACCUGAGGGCACUGAACAGGACGCAGAUUGUGGAGCUUGCGGAAAGGUGGUGGCAGUGGCCGUUUAAGCCUAGCUUUCCCGAGUUGGUCGGGAGAUUGGGCGAGGGGGAGGAGGAAAAUGUCGAUGGAGAAAAUGGAGGAGGGGCUACCAUGCUGGGGCACAUGUUCGAUUGA
Molecule: messenger RNA, 2661 nt
Organism: Podospora bellae-mahoneyi
Lineage: Eukaryota; Fungi; Ascomycota; Sordariomycetes; Sordariales; Podosporaceae
Exons: 2
Coding region: 1-2661 (886 amino acids)
Biological process (GO): transcription initiation at mitochondrial promoter
Cellular component (GO): mitochondrial matrix; mitochondrial DNA-directed RNA polymerase complex
Molecular function (GO): mitochondrial transcription factor activity
Source: RefSeq, a predicted model, not a curated record